Molecule: messenger RNA, 3371 nt
Organism: Menidia menidia (Atlantic silverside)
Lineage: Eukaryota; Metazoa; Chordata; Actinopteri; Atheriniformes; Atherinopsidae
Source: the annotation of a GenBank genome assembly
CUGUACCGUUUAGACUCGCUUUUUACUGCUGUCAGUCGAUCCACCAUGUUUUGGAAAUUUGACCUCCACACCACAUCCCACAUCGACACGCUCCUGGAGAAGGAGGAUGUGACACUAAUAGAGGUAAUGGACGAGGACGACGUCCUGCAGGAGUGCAAGGCCCAGAACCACAAGCUGGUGGACUUCAUCGUGAGGCCACAAUGCAUGGAGGACCUGGUCACCUUCAUCACACAGGAGCCCAACGCCGACGUAGAGGAGAAGGUCAAAUACAAGUAUCCCAACAUAUCGUGUGAGCUGCUCACGUCAGAUGUCAGCCAGAUCAACGACAGACUGGGAGAAGAUGAAAAGCUGCUGAUGAAACUCUACGGCUUCCUCAAGAACGAGCCCCCUCUCAACCCCCUCCUAGCCAGCUUUUUUUCUAAAGUCCUCUCUAUUCUCAUAGGACGCAAGCCAGAACAGAUCGUGAACUUUCUGAGGAAGAGGGAUGACUUCGUAGACUUGAUGAUCAGACACAUCGGGACGUCGGCCAUCAUGGACCUGCUCCUGAGGAUGCUCACCUGCAUCGAACCCCAGCAGCUGCGGCAAGACGUCCUCAAUUGGCUGAAUGAGGAGAAGGUGAUCCAGAGGCUGGUGGACAUGGUACAGUCCUCUCAGGACGAGGAUAGACACUCCAACGCUUCGCAGUCCCUGUGUGAAAUCAUCAGGCUUAGCAGAGACCAGAUGUUCCAGGUGCAGGGAUGCUCAGAGCCCGAUCCACUUCUGGCCACACUUGAAAAACAGGAGACCGUGGAGCAGUUAUUAUCUAAUAUCUUCGAAAAGGACAGGGAUGAGUCUGCGAUUGUCAGUGUGAUCCAGAUCCUGCUCACCUUGUUUGAGACGAGGAGACCUGCGUUUGAGGGUCAUAUGGAGUGCCCUCCAGGGAUGUCCCACCCGUCAUUCUCGGUCAACCACAGCAUCCUGGAGGCCGUGAGACCUCGACUCAAAGACUUCCACCAGCUGCUGCUGCAGCCCCCGAUGAAGAAUGUGAUGAAGACGACCUGGGGAGUGCUGGACCCACCGGUGGGCAACACCAGACUCAACGUGGUCCGGCUGGUGGCCAGUCUGCUGCAGUGCAACACACACAGCAUUAACACAGAGCUCAUAAACCUCGACACGCUGGGAGUCAUACUAGAUAUGUAUUUUAAAUACAUCUGGAACAACUUCCUCCACAUUCAAGUGGAGAUCUGCACGGCGAUGAUCCUGGCCAUGCCCCCGGCCCCAACAGACGUCCAGCCGGAGGCGGAGCAGGGCCACGUCCGGGAGAGCAUCCUCAUCAAACACCUUUUUCAAAAAUGCCAGUUCAUACAGAGAAUCGUAGAGGCCUGGAGCUCCAACGAAAAAGAACAGGCAGAAGGAGGCCGGCGACGAGGCUACAUGGGUCACCUCACAAGAAUAGCCAACUCCAUAGUCCACAACAGCGACAAAGGGCCCAACGGAGCCCAGAUCCAGCAGCUCAUCUCUGAGUUGCCCGUAGAAGACAGGGAGAAAUGGGAGGCGUUUAUUUCCGGGCAGCUCGCUGACACCAACAAAAGGAACACCGUGGACUUGGUGAACACUCACCACAUCCACUCGUCCAGCGACGAUGAGGUGGACUUUAAAGACAGUGGCUUUCACCAGGACUCCUCACUUCAACAGGCCUUUUCUGAUUAUCAGAUGCAACAAAUGACGUCCAAUUUUAUUGAGCAGUUCGGCUUCAAUGACGAAGAGUUUGCUGAUCAGGACGAUGUUGUGGAUAUUCCCUUUGAUAGAAUAUCAGACAUCAAUUUUUCACUGAAUACAAAUGAAAGUGCAAAUAUAGCUUUGUUUGAGGCUCGCUGUAAGGAGAAAAUCCAGCAGUUUGAAGACGCUGGUUCAGAUGAAGAGGACAUCUGGGAUGAGAAAGAUGUCACCUUCGCUCCAGAGGCUCAGAGACGGCCAAGGAGUUCUGGCAGCACAGACAGCGAGGAGAGCACAGACUCGGAGGAGGAGGACGGCAAGAGGGAUCCAUUCGACGUCUCCAAUCCCAGUACAGAUGACAGAAUGGAAGUGGACACAGGACCCGUGUGGACGGCCAACUUUGAUGACAUCCCCAUGGAUACGGGUUCGUCCACCUCCUCGGCCUCCAGCCCCAGAGACCCCGCCCCCCCCUCCCCCCUGUCGUCCUCCACAAAGGUCCUGCCCGACGCGGCGUGGAGCUCCUCCUCAGGCUCCGCCUCCAACUCUGAGACCGGUUGGGCUGAUUUCUCCGGCUUCUCUCCGCCCAGUCCCAAAGACCCCCUGAGGUGCAACUCUCCCGUUGCCAUGGAAACCAGCAUAGAAACCAUCGACCCUCUGGGGGUCAACGCACCGGCGGCGACCGAGGAGUGCGACGGCUGGUUGGGGACCAGCGCGGCUUCUCCUCCCGGCGCCUCGCCGAAGGAUUCUGGUUCGUCCAACGCCGAGGAAGAGAGCGGCGGCUCGGAGCAGCGCAGCAUCACGGAGACGGUCAUCAACGGCUCCAUGAAGGAAACCGUCAGCCUGACCGUCGACGCCAAGACGGAGACGGCUGUUUUCAAAAGUGAUGAAGACAAACCCGCGUCCUCAGAGAAGUACCUGGCGUUGGAGUGCGUGGAUUCAGACGUCAACAGCUCGGCUGCGGCCUGCUGUCCCAAAACGGGUGAGAAGUGCCGGGCCCCGGCGGAGCUCCCUAACGGUCCUCUAACGGAGAUUUCUCCAGUAGAGGAGGCCAAGCUGGACAGGAGCUCGGCCCCCCUGGAGCAGGCGGUGAACGGGCCGGCGUGAGUUUCCCCGGACGCCCACCAGCAGCCAGCUCGUUCUGCCUAGCAGUGCUCUGCUCAGAACUGAACCGACUCCACGCCCCUCCAGGACCAGCAAUACUCCCAUUGGCUCAUCACCAACAGACCAGGUGUACAGAAAACAGGACGAACUGAGAAAAACUAAACCAGAGACAGACUCACUCAAAUGCAUACAGAAUCAUUUUUCUGCAUUUGUUUAUAUACUGUUGUUCCUAUGAGGUGAUGUGCGAUGGAUAUCUUGACAUUCAAAAUUAAAUAGUAAUGUUGCUAUAGUUAAAGAAAUGAUUGUAUGAAUAAAAUAUUUUGUAAAAAGACGCAUGUACACAGGAGAAUAAGAUGAAUCAGCAAAACGCCGGGAGGCACCGAUCGACACGCCGACGCCUCACAGAGUCCCAGGUCCACUUCAGCCUCCAUCAGCGGGUCUGGGUCUGGAUCUGGAUCUGGNGGUCUGGGUCUGGGUCUGAGUCUGGAUCUGGGUCUGGGUCUGGAUCUGGAUCUGGAUCUGGAUCUGAGUCUGGAUCUGGAUCUGGGUCUUAGUCUGGAUCUGAGUCUUAGUCU